AUGCCAAGCAUUUCAUUCAAGACCGUCUUGGUGGUAUCCGCUGCCUUAUCCUAUCCUCUGACCAAAACCAGCGACUCGACAUACCCAAUCGUCUUCUGCCGAGUAUUCGGUACAUGCCUGUUGCUAUGGGUCAUCUAUCGAGGCAUCCUAUACCCUAACCUGCUCUCACCUUUGAGACAUCUACCGACUGUAGAUGGCAACGCGUGGUGGAGCAGACAGUCGUUACGGUUAAUCUCUGAACCGAAAGGUCUUCCCCAGAGUGACUGGGUUGAACAAGUUCCACACCAUCAACGUGGCCUCGUUCGCUACAGAACCGCUCUCAACCAGGAGAGGCUUAUUGUAGCGAGUCCGGAGGCGUUGGCGGAGGUGCUCACAACCAAAAAUUACCAUUUCAAGAAGCCGCAGAUUGUCGCGAAUGCGCUCAAGCCAAUUGCUGGGGCGGGUAUCCUACUAGCCGAGGGAGAUCACCACAAAGAGCAGAGGAAGACCCUGUUGCCAGCUUUCGCAUAUAGGCACAUUAAGGAUCUCUAUGGGCUGAUGUGGGAUAUCUCGAGCCAUGCCGUCACAUCAUUAACAGAAGCCGUUGCUACCAAGUCCAAAGCGGACCAGCAGCCAUACACUAUUGACAUGAUGCAAUGGGCGAGCAAAGUUACGUUAGAUAUCAUCUUUGUUGGAGGCAUGGGCCAGAGCUUCGAGUCCGUCCGGUGCGAAGACCGCGAUUAUAUGACCCUGCGACGGAUUUACAAGACCGUAUUUAGUCAGAGCAUACAAGAUCUGAUCAUGUUCAUCCUCCGCGUAUGGAUCAUGCCCUACUGGAUGGUACAAUACGUCCCUCUCAAGAGGAACGUCGAACUUCAAGAGGCAGCACGGACACUGCGUGACAUAUGCAGGCAGCUCAUUCGCCAAAAAAAGAGUGAUCUUGAAUCAGAGGUGGCAGAUAAAGGGGAAAAAGACAUACUAACUGUGGCCCUUAACUACGGUGGUUUCACGGAAGAUGAGCUUGUCGAACAGCUUCUCACGUUCCUGGCAGCGGGCCAUGAGACUACGGCAACGGCGUUGACGUGGGCCGUCUAUGUUCUCAGCAAGAACCACGAAAUGCAAACGAGGCUUCGAGACGAGAUUCGCGCUCACCUUCCCAGUCCGUCCUCUUCCAAGUUGAAAACAUCCGAGGAACUAUCCGCCGUUAUAGACAACAAUAUGCCCUACCUUCAGGCAGUUUGCCUGGAAGUGCUACGUUACUUUGCACCAGUACCCAUAACCUCUCGCGAGGCUGCCGUGGACACGUCGAUUAACGGGACGCCUAUCCCAGCCGGCACCAUACUCGCCAUCUGCCCUCGGGCUACGAACCACGACUUAUCACUCUGGGGGGACGAUGCGCAAAUUUUCAACCCCGAUCGGUACCUGUCGCAACCCAAAAGAGCAGAAGUUGACCCCUUGGAUGAGAGCGAGCACUCUAACAAGCAUACUGGCACUAGAAGCAACUACGCGACAUUGACUUUCUUACACGGCCCCCGGAGCUGCAUAGGCCAGUCAUUCUCCAAAGCAGAGCUGGCCAUCUUGCUCGCAACGCUAGUAGGCAGGUUUGAGUUCUCACUGGUCGAUGAAUCACUCCGGGACGAGGCGAAGAUUAAACUCAGGAAUGGCGCGACAAAUCGGCCGGCCAACGGUAUGCACGUGAAAGUUCAGCUUGUGGAGGGCUGGUGA
Xylaria bambusicola is the source of this 1704-nucleotide messenger RNA. RefSeq names its product cytochrome P450. The transcript is spliced from 2 exons. NCBI's taxonomy places the organism in Eukaryota, Fungi, Ascomycota, Sordariomycetes, Xylariales, Xylariaceae. The record is from RefSeq and is a predicted model, not a curated record. Gene Ontology annotation, molecular function: oxidoreductase activity, acting on paired donors, with incorporation or reduction of molecular oxygen; iron ion binding; monooxygenase activity. Bases 1 to 1704 code for a protein of 567 amino acids.